UUAUCAUGGCGGCCAAACAAGAGGUGGGAGGCAAGUGCGAGGUGAUCAUGUGAUAGAAGCUCUAUACACCAUCAGCCGAGGAAAUAUUGGAUAUAACUAAAAUGAUGAGCGAGGAAAAGGAUGCCCUUAGUCUUACUGAUGAAGAGGAAGAUGAUGAGUUUGAAGACGACAUAACUUUUCCAUAUGAACUGCAGCAGACACUCAGUAAAUGGACGAAUUACAUCCACGGUUGGCAGGAUCGUUACUUUGUACUCAAAGAUGCCACUCUCAGUUACUAUAAAUCUGAAAAUGAAACGGCCUUUGGGUGUCGUGGUGCUGUCAGCUUGCUCAGGGCAUCAAUUCGGCCCCAUCCAUACGAUGAGUGCCGUUUUGACGUCAGUGUAAAUGACUGUCUCUGGUACCUUCGAGCAGAAAAUGCUGAGGCCAGACAGAAGUGGGUGGAAGCCUUAGAAACACACAGGCAGACAGAAUCUGGCUAUGGCAGCGAGAACAGCCUACGAAGACAUGGCUCCAUGUUAUCCAUUACAUCAGGGACCAGUUUGUCCACACAGUCAACAUCAUCCUUCAAGAGAGGAAGAGGUUUGCGAGAAAAGCUGGCAGAAAUGGAAACGUUCAGGGACAUAUUAUGUCGGCAGGUGGACACCCUUCAGGGCUACUUUGAUGCCUGUGCGGAGGCUAUGAAAGCAGCUGGCUUACAUCAUGUGGAUAGUGAUGACAUCGAUGAUGUGGAUGAUUAUGAUACGCCAAGAGUAAGCUCACCAUCUUCCAAGGAUGCUCCUAACAGUCUGUUUAGUGAGAAGUUGUCCAAAGGAGAAGAUUUUGUUGGAAUUUUUUCCCAACACGGAGCACAUGCUAUAGACUUCAAGGGAGAAGCCUUCACAUUCAAGGCUACAACAGCAGGCAUAGUGGCCACGCUCAACCACUGUAUAGAACUCAUGUCACAGAGGGAAGACGCCUGGAGGAAAAGAUCAGAGAGAGAGACUGAAAAAAGGAAAAAGAUAGAAGAAGCCUACAAAGCUUUGUUACAAGAUAGCAAGAAACCACCCAUUGUCAUAGGCGGACCUGAUUAUGAGGAGGGACCACAUUGUGCAAUUAAUGAAGAUGAAUUUUUCGAUGCAGUCGAUGCAUCACUAGAUAAACUAGAUAAAGAAGUGGAGAAUAAAUUGAGCAUACAGAAAAUAAAGCCUCCAAAGGCCCCUAAAACUUCCCUUAGUCCCAAGCAUAAGUAUUAUAAAGAAAUAAAUGAAGUAAUAGCAGAACACAUUAAGUAUGCAGCCAAGUUAGACAUAGACAACACAUGGGAGCUGAUACAUGACGAGGGGGAGAUGAAAGUGUUUAAGAGAGAAAUGGAGGAAGACGGCAUGGUGGUUGACCCCCUCAAAGCUGUACAUACAGUCAAGGGUAUCACAGGACAUGAAGUGUGCCAUUACUUCUGGAAUCCAGAUGUCAGAAUGGAGUGGGAAGGUACACUAGAAAGUGCUCAAGUAUUGGACUGGUUCUCAGAGGACACCUGUGUGUGUUAUCAGAUCCACAAGAAGGUGUGGCCCACCACCCAGAGAGAGGCCCUGUUCUGGACACAGAUCAGGCAUGUGCCUAAUGAAGAUGAAGACGAGGAUGGCCCAGAUUACUGGAUUGUGUGCAAUUACUCUAUACCUGAUCAUGACAAGUGCCCUGCAUCAAAAAAUGUGCGCAUCAACAUGAAUGUGGCAAUGGUGUGCGAGACGUCUAUGGAGCCUCCUAGCAGCCAUGAUGGGGAAAUCACAAGAGACCAUAUAACCUGUCGCAUUACCUAUGCAGCUAAUGUCAACCCUGGAGGCUGGGCCCCGGCCUCAGUAUUACGGGCUGUGUACAAACGGGAAUAUCCCAAGUUCCUGAAGAGGUUUACACAGUACGUGAUGGACCAAACCAAAGACAAACCAAUCAUGUUUUAAUCUUAACCAGUCCACCAACGUUGAAGAAAUGGAGGCCUGCUGUCUGAUAAGUUGAGGAAAAAACUUAGGGAUUCAUGGAAUAGAAUUAUCAAAGGGAAAUUUCAAUACUUCAGAACUGGAGAUUGGAGAUGGAGCAGGGAUUCCCUGCUGUGAAAAGAUUUUAUUCUGAUUAUGUCACAGCCUUGACUUAGUUUAAAAUGCCUGGAAACUUCAAUAAUUUUUAAUGGCCAGAUUGCCGGAUGGCAGAGGGGAAAAAGAGGAAGGACUUUCAUCAUUGCUUUUCUAGAAUAAAUGCAGGGAUUUAAGUUGCUUUAACAGGGAAAAGCUGGAAACUGAAAGUGAGAUUUCACUUAAUGUCCGAAAAAAGACCUGGUAUUGAACUGGGAAAUGAAAAUUGAAUUUUGCUACAGUUAGUUACUUUAGAGAGUAUAUAUUUUGGUGAGCAACUAAAAAUAUU
This is a messenger RNA of Lingula anatina, 2388 nucleotides long. Its product is annotated as ceramide transfer protein. Lineage: Eukaryota; Metazoa; Brachiopoda; Lingulata; Lingulida; Lingulidae. Gene Ontology annotation, molecular function: lipid binding. Gene Ontology annotation, biological process: ER to Golgi ceramide transport. The record is from RefSeq and is a predicted model, not a curated record.